AUGUCGACCAUCACCGGGCCCGCUAACGACGCUGACACGCAGAGCGUCACAUACUCUUUGUUUCAUGGGCCGAAUGACACUCCCUUGAUUGACCAGAACCUUGCGACAUUCCUAGACACUCAAUGCCUCGAAUUCGGCAAUCGUGAAGCCAUCGUUACGCCCUGGAAUCAAACAAGAUGGACAUACAAUGAUCUCCGCGAACACAGCGUCUACCUCGCGCGUUAUAUCUUGUCCGAAGAUAUCAAGCCUGGCGACAGAGUUGGAAUCCUUGCCGGAAAUCGUGUCGAAUAUGCAUCGGUGUUUUUUGCAUGUAUGAGAAUUGGCGCCAUUCUGGUGAUUUUGAACAACACGUACACGAAACAAGAAGUCGAAUAUGCCCUCUCAUAUACUGGUGAGUGUAGUCUGUUUAGAAUGAUCGAUUGUUUGGUGAAGCUCACAUUUGCAGAAUGCAAAAUUCUCUUCACAACUCCGCGAAUAGGGCGAACGGACAACACGGCUAUGGUACAAACCUUCGCACGUGGAUCCAAAAGUCUCCCAUCUCUGCAGCGCAUCAUUCUGCUUUCCGGAAGACUUGAUGGUCUGGGAGACUAUCAGACAGCAGUUCGCAUCGGAAAAGGACUCCCGAGUCACGGCGUAGAAAACAUUCAAGCGUCAAUCAGUCCUUUCGACCCCUGUAAUCUGCAAUUGACCAGCGGGUCCACCGGACAUCCAAAAGUCUCUACCCUUCAUCAUUAUGGCCUGUUGAAUAACGCUCGAUUCAUCGGAGACCGCAUGGCUCUCACGCCGAUCGAUGUACUUUGCUGUCCCCCGCCUCUGUUCCAUUGCUUCGGACUCGUCCUUGGCCUUCUCGCAACCAUUACGCACGGAUCCAAGAUUGUCUAUCCUGCCGAGAUCUUCGAUGGACCCGCAACGCUUCGCGCAAUCACAGAGGAGAGAUGUACAGCUGUCCACGGCGUCCCGGCCAUGUUCGACACUUUGUUCAGCCUGCCACGUCCUCGGAAUUUCGACUGCAGCGCUCUUCGCACCGGCAUAAUUGCAGGUGCGCCUGUACCUCGCCAUCUCAUGGAACUACUUGUCAACGACUUUGGCAUGGAUGAGUUCACCAGCAGCUACGGUCUCACUGAGGCGUCACCAACGUGCUUCAAUGCUUUCGUCACCGACUCGAUCGCCCGCCGUCUGACAACGGUUGGCAUGCUCAUGCCGCACGCUUCUGCGAAAGUCAUUGAUCGUCAUGGUCGGAUUGUACCCGUCGGAGUUCGUGGCGAGCUUUGCAUUGCCGGAUAUCAAUUGCAGCAUGGCUAUUGGGAUAAUCCCGAGAAGACUGUGGAAUGCAUGAUUGCGGAUGAUGAUGGGACACUGUGGCUACACACCGGAGAUGAAGCCGUCAUGGAUGCUCAGGGUUACUGCACCAUCACUGGACGCUUCAAGGAUAUCAUCAUUCGAGGUGGUGAGAAUAUAUACCCGCUCGAAAUUGAGGAACGCUUGGUCGCCCAUGAUGCUGUCGAUCGCGCGGUUGUAGUCGGCGUGCCUGACAGCCGGUACGGAGAACAAGUCGCAGCAUUUAUGAUGCGUCGACAUGGUGCUGAACGGCCUAAUCUACAUGCACUCCAGAGCUGGAUCAGACAGACUCUCGGCCGACACAAGGUUCCUGUCUUCAUCUUCUGGCUGGGUGAGGAUGGUGUGCCGGAGGAGGUCCCGAUCACGGGCAGUGGCAAAGUGAAGAAAUUUGCGCUGCGCGAUCUUGCUUCUAAGAUUAUUGAACAGCGCUCAGCCAAGUUGUAG
Dissoconium aciculare CBS 342.82 is the source of this 1782-nucleotide messenger RNA. Its product is annotated as 4-coumarate-CoA ligase. The record is from RefSeq and is a predicted model, not a curated record. Bases 1 to 1782 code for a protein of 593 amino acids. Gene Ontology annotation, biological process: fatty acid metabolic process. The transcript has a single exon. Lineage: Eukaryota; Fungi; Ascomycota; Dothideomycetes; Mycosphaerellales; Dissoconiaceae. Gene Ontology annotation, molecular function: medium-chain fatty acid-CoA ligase activity.